This is a messenger RNA of Corticium candelabrum, 657 nucleotides long. Its product is annotated as iron-sulfur cluster assembly 2 homolog, mitochondrial-like. Gene Ontology annotation, biological process: iron-sulfur cluster assembly. The record is from RefSeq and is a predicted model, not a curated record. The coding region runs from base 125 to 532 and encodes 135 amino acids. Gene Ontology annotation, molecular function: iron ion binding; 4 iron, 4 sulfur cluster binding; 2 iron, 2 sulfur cluster binding. Lineage: Eukaryota; Metazoa; Porifera; Homoscleromorpha; Homosclerophorida; Plakinidae. The transcript is spliced from 3 exons. Gene Ontology annotation, cellular component: mitochondrion.
UAUAGGAUUGCUAGCUUACAAAUUCUAUUGUAGAGAAAGAACAAAGUUGCUGUAAAUAUUUGGUAGUCUACACUGUAGAGUACACGUGGAAAGUUGCGUGCUAUCCGGGAUAUUUACCAUAAAAAUGGCCUUACGACGACUAAACAUCUGGCGUUGUGUCACUCUUCAGUUGCGAGGUUUACUUUCAACUCAGGCAGCUCGUAGAGAGUCCGACAUGAUAACGAUUACAGAUCGCUGCGUUCAGAGACUGGGACAAAUUGCCGAGGAAGGAGAGUUUCUACGAGUUAUGGUCGAUGGAGGAGGGUGCUCGGGAUUCCAGUACAACUUUUCUAUGGACUGUACGAUCAAAGAUGACGACAAAGUGUUUGAGAAGGACGGGGUUAAGAUUGUGGUCGAUUCUUUGUCGAUAGACUUUCUCCAAGGUUCAACAAUUGACUAUGAAGAAGAGCUCAUUCGUUCCGCUUUCCGUGUAACUAGCAAUCCUCAGGCUUUACAAGGAUGUUCUUGUGGCACGUCGUUCUCAUUGAAAUAAGAUACAUAACCAAUUUAUUAGCAAACUGUCAUACUCAAUGCAAACAAUAAGGCAACAAACAAACAAAUGCGAAUGGUAAACUUAGAAUUCUAUAACAAAUAUAAUUUACUGCUGAUGAGCAUCUU